UGUGGCAAUAAGGAGAGGUCAGGCUUCAGAGUCAGCAAGAACUGGAUUUCAAACUGGAUUUGAGGACUCCCACCUUUUGAUAGGUGACUUAUUCUCUGUGAGCCUCUGUUUCUCUCCUCUUUAAAAUGAGAACAGUAAAUCCCACAUGGCAGGGUGGUGGGGAGAAUCAGAGAUCAUACAGCUGGUGAUCACAUCUGGUUUGUGUUCCCAGGGACACCAGAUUAGGGUUUCUGAGCAUGAAUCCAACCAUCCCAGCCUUGGAUACAGAACUGACACCAAUCAACGGAACUGAGGAGACUCCUUGCUAUAAGCGGACCCUGAGCCUCACGGUCCUGACGUGCAUCAUUUCCCUUGUCAGGCUGACAGGAAACGCAGUUGUGCUCUGGCUCCUGGGCUUCUGCAUGAGCAGGAACGCCUUCUCCAUCUACAUCCUCAACCUGUCCAUGGCCGACUUCCUCUUCCUCAGCGGCAACGUUAUAUGUUCCGCCUCACUCAUCAAUAUCUGUCAUCCCAUCUCCAAAAUCCUCAUUCCUGUGAUGACCUUUCUCUACUUUACAGGCCUGAGCAUGCUGAGCACCAUGAGCACCAAGCGCUGCCUGUCAGUCCUGUGGCCCAUCUGGUACCGCUGCCGCCGCCCCACACACCUGUCAGUAGUCGUGUGUUUCCUGCUAUGGGUCCUGUCCCUGCUGUGGAGCAUCCUGCAGUGGAGGUUCUGUGACUUCCUGCUUAGUGAUCCUGGUUCUCUUUGGUGCCAAACAUCAGAUUUCAUCACAGUCCUGUGGCUGAUUUUUUUAUGUAUGGUUCUCUGUAAGUCCAGCCUGGUCGUGCUGGUCAGGACUCUGUAUCCCAGAAGAUACAUGACCAUCCUGCUCAAAGUGCUGGUCUUCCUACUCUACGGCCUGCCCUUCAGCAUUCAGUGGGCCCUGUCUACUGGGAUUCACCUGGAUUUGGAAGGCAUUUUCUGUCAUGUCCAUCUAGUUUCCAUUUUCCUGUCCUCUCUAAACAGUAGUGCCAACCCCAUCAUUUACGUCUUCGUGGGCUCCUUUAGGCAGCGUCAAAAUAGGCAGAACCUGAAGCUGGUUCUCCAGAGGGCUCUGCAGGACACGCCUGAGGUAGAUGAAGGUGGACGGCGUCUUCCUCAGGAAACCCUGGAGCUGUGGGGAAGCCGAUUGGAGCAGUGAGGAAGAGCCUCUGCCCUGUCAGUCAGGCAGGACUUUGAGAGCAACACUGUCCUGCCACCCUUGACAAUUACAUGUGUUUUCUUA
This is a messenger RNA of Chlorocebus sabaeus (green monkey), 1265 nucleotides long. RefSeq names its product mas-related G-protein coupled receptor member X3-like. Gene Ontology annotation, molecular function: G protein-coupled receptor activity. NCBI's taxonomy places the organism in Eukaryota, Metazoa, Chordata, Mammalia, Primates, Cercopithecidae. The record is from RefSeq and is a predicted model, not a curated record. Gene Ontology annotation, biological process: G protein-coupled receptor signaling pathway. Gene Ontology annotation, cellular component: plasma membrane.